UCUUUUAAGAACUACACGUCUUUCUAUCCGUGGAUCCCUUUAAAGAUCAUAUUUGACACAUUUAACUGUUCAAGACCAUACUUGUUCAACCCGCAGUAAUAAAUCAUUACGAUAUAUUUUAUGCAAUUAUUGGUCACAAUAUACAAACUACCAGAGGUCUCUUACGUUGUGAAGCAAGCACUUAAAUGACUGUGCGUGAAGUACAAUCAAUGGACCAGUAAACAGGGAACUACGGCAUCAGUCAAGGGGCAAAACACACUCAUUGUCUUGAUUUCAAAGUAAUUUAAAACUCGCCAAUGACACCUUGUGGUGUAUUUAAAUCACUACCUUACGUAGUUAAAGACACUGUGGAAGAACGGCAGGGAGCCCCUAUGACUUCACCGCUCGGCGACAUCAACAAUGGCGAGCUACUAGUUUAUUUUUUGAUUAAAAUUUUUAUCAAAACGAAAACAGUAAGAGGGGUUUUAAUAUAAAAGUACUAUAACUUGUACGAACAUUUAUCUUUUAAGGACUAUAAGUCUUUGUAGCCGUGGAUCCCUUUAACAGAAAGAAUGUUAAUAAUGUUAAUGCCAUCUUGUGGAUUUAUUGUUAUAAUAAACAAAUACAGUACUUAUGUACAGUAUGUUGAAUGUAUAUAUCCGUCUUAUCUUUCCAUUCCAACAACAAUUUACAGAAAAAUAUGUCAUAUUUUAGAGAUGUUUUGAAUUGCAAUCAAUUACGAUUAAUCAAUUUUUAAGCUGUGAUUAACUCGAUUAAACAUUUUUAGGGCUGCAGCUAUCGAUUAUUUUAGUAGUCGAUUAAUCGAUGAACUAGUUAGUUUGAAUAAUCGAGUAAUCGGAUAAGUAACAUGAAAAAUUAAAAAUUUUUAGCUGAGCCUCAAACGGUAUUAAAAAGAUAAAUAAAUAAGCAUCUAUGUACAACAAGAAAGAUUGGCUAACUUACAUAGCAAAAGUCAGCUAGCUUAAAUGCGAUAAAAAAUUUAAAAAAAAAAUGUAAUGCUCUUAACAAAUAGUUCAGACACAUAUUACUACAAAAAUGGGCUAAAUAUACCUUUAAACUAAAUUAAGAAUGCAUUAAAAGAAACAUUAGCUCAAACAAAAACUUAGCUUAUGUUGGUCUUAACAGGGAGCAACUGGAUUCAGCCAUGUUAAAUGAGGCAAACUAGAGGGCUGUGUAUAAAGCAAACACUUUCAAAACAAACCAUUACAACGGCACUUUAAUUAGAUCAAUACUCGAAGCAGCAAAAUGUAAUUCCAAUCUUUUUUUUCUAAGCAAAUACGUGAGUUAAUCAAUUAAUCGUUGCAGCACUAAACAUUUUAAUCGUUUGACAGCCCUAGUUAAGACUCAUCUCAGGAACCAGAAGGUAUAAAAGCAGGAACCGCUCCUCAAUCGAGACGCUGUGGUACAGACAUUGACCUCUGUCACAAUGUUUUUGCAAAACAGCAGUUUGUAAUGAAGAAAUCCCAUCAUUAAUUGUGAAGCCAAAAUGCCCUCCAAUUCUGGAAUGACCCAGUGUUGGUGAGCCAAAUGGAGUCCACGUGGCACUGGCCUUUGGUGUCAUGUCUCCAGGGCCUGUACAGUUGCCGCUGGCGGCGGCAGAGCUUGCCGCACCCUACCGACUGCUGCCGCAGCAAGCUGGAAGCCGCCGCUUUCUCCGCUCUAAUGGCAGCCUUCUCCCUCACCCUGCUUUUCCUCUACUUCUGGACGCAGGCCAAAAACGACUACGAUAACUUUGACUGGUUUAAUUUUGGCAGAAUGGGUUUCUGGUUCGCGUGGUCGAUGGUGGUGCUGGGAAUCGCUGCCCUGUUCUUCUCCUACAGUGCCGUGCUCAUGAUUCUUGCUGUGUGUUUGCUGUCAAUGGGCCAAAGACUAACUUUACACUGGAGUCACAAGAUCGGCGUGAUGGUGAGCUUGUUGUUUGCCAUUUCUGCCACCGCCGUCAUGUCGGAACUUUGGGGCCUGGAAUGGCUAACGGUGCUGCUCUCCUUUCAGGUCACUGCGCCGUACCUGCACGUCGGCGGUGUCGUGUUGAUGACGGUGCUGGCUUGGCCUACGGCGUUGCAUUUCUUCAGCUCGAUCGGCAGAAUAAAGCGGGUCUUGAUUUUGGUGGUGUACCUGUGUGUACUGUUGGCCCUUUACUUGGUCCCGCUCGGUAUGUAUUCUCCAUGCAUGAGAGAGGCCGGGACUCUGGGCCCCCCGCCGACUUUAAUCGGUCACAGAGGAGCUCCUAUGAUGGCACCCGAAAACACGCUGAUGGCUUUCGAGAAGGCGGUGGAGGCGGGAUGCGACGUUCUGGAGACAGAUGUCGUCACCAGUUAUGACGGUGUUCACUUCUUAAUGCACGACAGAACGUUGCAACGGACCACAGACAUUCAAAAAGUGUUUCCUGAGCUUUCCCACAAGAUUUCUGACAUGUUCUCAUGGUCGGAACUGAAGAAACUCAACGCGGGGGACUGGUUCCUCUCUAGCGACCCGUUCAACACGGUGUCCUCUCUGGGAGAAGACGAUCGUCGGCGGGCGGCACAGCAGUCUGUGUGCACGCUGGUGCAAUUCCUGGACUUGGCGGCCCGCACCGACAAGCUGGUCAUCUUUGACCUCUACGAACCCCCCGAAAAACACCCGUACAGAACUGAGUGGAUCCAACACACGGUGGACAUUAUCCUCCACAACUCCACUAUCAAGCCCUCACAGGUGCUGUGGUUGGAACCUCACCUUCGCCAAUUGGUUCAGGAAAUGGCACCAGACUUCCAGCAGGUAUCGGGUAAAGCGCUCCCUAUUGAUGAGCUCAAGAUGCAGAAUGUCUCCAGGCUCAACUUGCACUACACCGCCAUGUCCAGCCAGCUUAUCGGUUACUACGCGGCCGAGAACAUCACCACCAACCUUUAUGUGAUCAAUGAGCCUUGGAUCUACUCGUUGGCCUGGUGCGCAGGGGCCCACUCGGUCACCACUAACGCACCGCAUAUCUUAAAGGCUAUGAAGCAGCCCCUCUUCCUCAUGACUCCUACUGAAUAUAAGAUCAUGUGGCUCGUCACUGAUGUGGUGUCACUGCUGCUCAUUAUACUCCUCUUUGCUUUUCACAGGGGCAGAGCGAGAAUGGUGAGGCGCCAUCUGCACUCGGACCUCAAAGCCAUACAGGACACUGGAGACAAGUACGUUAAAUUCUGAUCAGGACAGUUAUGUGUUUCGCCAUGCGGAGACCUUCCACGAUGAGAAAAGACAGAAUGUUCCACAGCUGAGUGACAUUUGGUACUUGCCUAAUGCCACUACUUCAACCAGCGGAGUGGGGAUCUGACCUGGCCAUUUAGGACCUAAAUGGAUUGGACUUCUAUCACCGUCAAUGGUAGCAUCAAGAACGGACAUGCAGGAAUUAUACCGUGAAUGUGCAAUGAAAAGAAAGUCAAGAGAAUAAACAUACUUGCCCUGAUUUAGUUCAAAAUAUGUUCCAAAGUCAUUUAUUGACGUCUACAUGAGAACAACACGUUGAGGGUAGGGGGGAUGGUUAUAUACAUAUACAGUCUAUCAUGCAUUAUGUUCGCUUACUUGUCAACAGUCUUGAAAUAAAAGAAGCUACUUACCAAGUCUCCUGAAACAUCACAGCUAAAGAAAAUGCUAUCAAAAUGAAUUCUCUAGUGAAAUGUGUCAGAAAAAGUACAGAAAUCACAUCAGAACAUGCAUCACCUAAAGGUGAUGAACUAACAAUUGAAAGGCAACUAGUGAGUGUUAAGGGCCAAGAUGGCGUCCCCGGACUUUAUUUGCUGCUACCCCGAGAGCUUCGCUGUUUGGUCAUGGUGGUCAGCAUCUGGCUGAUGUACGACGUCAGCAGGUCGUCCAUUUUGUAGCCCUGAGCGUAAUCAAAUUUGACAUGAGCGUGAGAGGGGACAAAGUAAGCUGUUUUCAGGUGUCUUAACCAGGAGUGGGAUUUGAUUAAAAAAUGAACCUAAUUACUGUAUUUUUCGGACUAUAAGUCGCACCAGCCCAAAAAUGCGCAAUGAAAAGGGAAAAAAAACAUACAUAAGUCGGACCAGAGUAUAAGUCGUAUUUUUGGGGGAAAUUUAUUUGAUAGAAUCCAGCACCAAGAAGAGACAUGUCAUCUUGAAAGGCAAUUUAAAAUACAAUAGAAAACAACAGGCUGAAUAGGUGUAAGGUAUGCUAACAUUACAUAACGUUAGAAGUUAGAUCGGGCCUAAAAAAUCCAGCCCGACCCGACUGGCCCGCGGGUAUUAAAGCCCAACGUGGCUUGAGUCCGAUCAAUUAACUUGAUUUGCUUGCCCGAGCCCGAAAACCCCCAAAAUUUUAUGUUUUAUUUGUAGGCAAGAGCCCAAAAAAUAGAAAAGAAAUUUUAUGUUUUGUUUGUGAAGACUUAAGAGACGGAGGAAAUGCGGGGAUGCGAUGUGUGGUUGCGUUUUGUGUGAUCACGUUUGUGACGAUGCCGGUGCACAUAUGCAAAUGAUAACAAAUUAAAGCCUGUCUUUUGUAAUGAAUUCUCCCAGUUCAACAAGACUGUAAGAUGGAUAUUCAAU
Corythoichthys intestinalis (scribbled pipefish) is the source of this 4520-nucleotide messenger RNA. RefSeq names its product glycerophosphodiester phosphodiesterase domain-containing protein 5-like. NCBI's taxonomy places the organism in Eukaryota, Metazoa, Chordata, Actinopteri, Syngnathiformes, Syngnathidae. Gene Ontology annotation, cellular component: membrane. Bases 1528 to 3165 code for a protein of 545 amino acids. Gene Ontology annotation, molecular function: glycerophosphodiester phosphodiesterase activity. Gene Ontology annotation, biological process: lipid metabolic process. The transcript has 15 exons. The record is from RefSeq and is a predicted model, not a curated record.